Molecule: messenger RNA, 516 nt
Organism: Paramecium octaurelia
Lineage: Eukaryota; Ciliophora; Oligohymenophorea; Peniculida; Parameciidae
Source: the annotation of a GenBank genome assembly
AUGAAAAACUAUUAGAUAUUGACUACACAACAAUUAAAUAGCAUCAAUUAGUAAAUUAUGAAGAAGAAAAAUGAAAUUUCAGAUAUUUUAAUAAAGAAGCAUCCAGAUACAAAUACAAAUGGGUAUAUGAAUAUUGAUGUAAAAUUAUCGUAAUAUUAGAUUUAUUUAGAAAUCUUAUAAUAAGUUGAAGUUACAUUAAGUAAUUUAGAAGUUGAUCAUUUCUAUGCACUCAUAACUCAACAAAAUAAGCAACAAAGGAUUCUUCUCUAACAAAUUGAUUCUCCUUUUGAUAUCAAUGAAAAUGAAGAAGAGGAUGAGGUUAAACAACCAUAAAUUAAUGAGUUCAACAAAGAAUUACCAAACUAUGUUAGAUAAUCUUAAAGUCAAAUACUUAGUAUUACAACAAAUAAGAAUAAGAAUUAGAUAAUUUAAUCGAGGAUGAAGAUGAAAAUGAUAAAAACAAGUGUUCAAUCAAACAGGAAUCCAAAAAUAAAAAGAAAAAUUAAGAACAUAUGA